GAAAGGGAGUCUGGCGGGUCACUCUGGCUUCCAGGUCCCGAGUACAGGAGCAGCCCCCCAAAACUCGCACCACCUGUGUGCCGGGCCCCGGGGCAGGGGCGGGCCCUGAAUCCUGGGUGCCGGGGGCGCGUCACGGUCGCCCGCUCCUGAUUGGACGCCGCUACGGUCCGACCAGGCGCACUGGGGGGUGGGCAUCCCCAGAGGCCGGAACCGGAGUAACGGGACUCAGGGUGGUGGGAGCCCAAGGGUUGGCGUCGGUGUCAAGCCCAAAGCCCACGUUGGGAGCCUAGCCUUGACGCGCGCACCAUGCCCUACGUGCUCAUCAGCACCCAGAUCCGCAUGGAGGUGGGCCCCACCUUAGUGGGCGAUGAACAUUCAGAUCCAGAGCUGAUGCAGCAUCUGGGGGCCUCAAGAAGGGCCGUCCUGGGAAACAACUUCCGGGAGUACUACGUCAACGACCCCCCUCGGAUAGUCCUGGACAAGCUGGAACGCAGGGGCUUCCGUGUGCUGAGCAUGACCGGCGUGGGCCAGACGCUGGUGUGGUGCCUGCACAAGGAGUAACUCAAGCUGAGGAGUGCACAGGGCACCCCUUCUUUGGUUGCCAGGGGCCCCAAUCCCAACCCCCACCUCACUCACGGCCCUGCCUCUCUCUUCACAAAUCGUCAGUGUUCCUGGCCCCAGCAUCACUGAGCAGUGAAUGGCCUUCUUUGAAACCUGCCUCAGCAGGGGGCAGGGAGAGCACACCCCUUGCCCUGGUGCUCCCUGCAGCCCCUCCACCUUCUGGCCUGACCUGAGGGCCCUGGAGGGUGGGCUGAGGGGCUGGUGAGAGCCAGGCUGUCCUUGGCCAGGAGCAAUGGCCCCAGGACUAUGUAGCUAGUUCAAGCCAAUAAAGGGUCACGAUAA
This is a messenger RNA of Phyllostomus hastatus (greater spear-nosed bat), 903 nucleotides long. RefSeq names its product GTP cyclohydrolase I feedback regulator (gene GCHFR). NCBI's taxonomy places the organism in Eukaryota, Metazoa, Chordata, Mammalia, Chiroptera, Phyllostomidae. The coding region runs from base 307 to 561 and encodes 84 amino acids. Gene Ontology annotation, biological process: negative regulation of biosynthetic process. The record is from RefSeq and is a predicted model, not a curated record. Gene Ontology annotation, molecular function: GTP cyclohydrolase binding. Gene Ontology annotation, cellular component: cytoplasm; nucleus. The transcript has 3 exons.